GUCGAGUUGGCUCGAUCUCGGCGGGAUAGCGGAAUAAAAUUGACAUCGUGAAGCCGACGGUGUAAUAAAAGGGAGGCGGCUGUGUUUUUCAGCAAAAAGCGGUACCCUCGAAUCGUUUCUCGGAGGAUAAAUCGCAAUUCGCACAUGAAUACGGAGAGAUUUGGCUGAAAUCGUUGGCCGAUUAUAUCGCAGUAAUCGCUGAUAGCGACUUCUCGUCGCGUUCGAUUGCGAGGAUCUAGGGACUGAGGCCCAGAGAUGAUCCUGCAGGCCCAGGGCCUCGUCAUCCUUGCGAUUGCGGCCGUUUUCGCCCGCGGCGAAAUCCUUACACCGCCGUAUUUCAACUUGGCGGAUGGCCGGGAAAUUAGCGCCACUGCGACUUGCGGUGUCGAUACUCCGGGGCCAGAACUUUACUGUAAACUUGUUGGCGCCAACGCGGAUCAGGACGAGGAUAUCAACUUGAUACAGGGACAGGUAUGCGAUUAUUGCGAUCCAAACGAUCCGUUGAAGCGACAUCCUCCAGAAUAUGCCGUCGAUGGUACUCAAACUUGGUGGCAAUCACCGCCAUUAUCUCGUGGAAUGAAGUACAACGAAGUAAAUCUCACCAUCAAUUUAGGCCAGGAAUUUCACGUCGCAUACGUUUACAUCCGUAUGGGCAACUCCCCUCGUCCCGGAUUAUGGGCACUCGAAAAGUCGAAGGAUUACGGAAAGACGUGGUCGCCAUGGCAGUACUUUUCCGAUUCGGAGAACGACUGUCUUACAUAUUUUGGCGUGAACAGUCGCGAAGGAAUAAAAAGAGACGACAGUGUGAUUUGUACCACGGAAUAUUCGAAGCUGGUUCCGUUGGAAGGCGGAGAGAUUCCAUUCUCCACUUUGACCGACAGACCUUCGGCCAACCAUUACUUCAACUCCUCGGUUCUGCAGGAGUGGACCAGAGCCACCAACGUCCGAUUUCGCUUUCUACGCACGAAGAACUUGUUCGGACAUUUGAUGUCCGUCGCUCGACAGGAUCCAACAGUCACCAGGCGUUACUUCUACUCCAUCAAAGACAUCAGUAUAGGUGGACGCUGCAUGUGUAACGGUCAUGCGGACACUUGCGAUGUUCAGGAUCCGAACAUUCCCGAUAAGCUUCUCUGUAGAUGUCAUCACAACACCUGUGGACCUCAGUGCGCAUCCUGUUGCAAGGGUUUCGAACAAAAGAAAUGGCGAAUAUCAACAGCGUCCAAGAAGUUCAUUUGCGAACCUUGCAAUUGUUUCGGUCAUACGGACGAGUGUCAAUAUGACCCUCAAAUCGAUGAACAACAUUUGUCACUGGAUAUCCAUGGGAAAUAUGAAGGAGGUGGCGUGUGCCAGAACUGUAAGCACAACACGGAGGGUAUAAAUUGCGACCGUUGUAAGGCAGGCUUCUACAAACCGUACGACAAACAUCUCAAUGAAACUGAUGUCUGUCAGCCUUGCAAUUGUGAUUUAUCAUUUUCCACUGGAAACUGUGCGGAAGGUUCAGGAAAGUGCGAAUGUCGUCCGGAAUACGUGGCUCCUGAUUGUACGGAAUGCAGUUAUGGUUACUUCGGUUAUCCGAAGUGUCGGCCUUGCGAAUGUCAUCUCAAAGGAACAGAUGGUUAUCAUUGCGAGGCUACGGACGGCCAUUGUCCAUGCAAAGAAAACUACGCGGGACAUUACUGUAACUUGUGUGCAGAAGGAUACUACAACUUCCCUGACUGCCUGCCAUGCGGCUGCAAUGAUUUAGGAGCGACCGACGAAUUUUGUGACGUGACAAGUGGAAACUGUACGUGCAAAAACAAUUACGCUGGAAGAGCGUGCGAUGUUUGCGAGAACGGUUAUUUCAACUACCCAUCGUGCAGGUUCUGCGAUUGCGAUGCGCAAGGUACUCAAGGCGAAAUCUGCGACAAGACGAACGGCCAAUGUUUGUGUAAAGAAGGUUAUGGCGGACCUCGUUGUGACAAGUGUCUGACUGGAUUCUUCGGGUACCCGAAUUGUCAACCAUGCAAGUGUAGUACCAAUGGUUCUCCGUUCACAUCUUGUGACGUGAAAGGAACCUGUUCGUGUUACGUAAACUUUUCGGGAAAAACUUGCGACCAGUGUAGCCCAGGGUAUUACAAAUAUCCUGAGUGUAUAGAUUGCAAAUGUGACAAUCACGGUGCAAUUGGUCUCUCAUGUGACGCUGAAGGCAAGUGCCAGUGUCACGAGAAUUUCGACGGUCUAAGGUGUGACAAGUGCAAGGAAGGCUUCUACAACUUCCCGACCUGUGAAGGAUGCAACUGCGACCCAGCUGGUGUGAUAGAAACAUUCCAAGGAUGCGGUUCAGUGCCCAUCGGAGAACUAUGUCAGUGUAAAGAGAGGGUAGCGGGCCGAAUUUGCAAUGAAUGCAAGCCGUUAUUUUGGAAUUUACAACCAAGAAAUCCGCAAGGAUGCGAAGAGUGCCAGUGCAAUAUUCCUGGUACAAUUGCAGGGAUUGGCGAAUGUGACACAAAGUCUGGUCAAUGUAUUUGCAAAACGGCAGUUACUGGCAGGGGAUGCACCCACUGCUCGGAUGGGAUGUACAAUCUGCAAGAAUACAACUUGUUCGGAUGCGAUAAUUGCGCAUGUGACGUUGGCGGCUCGAUAAAUCCAAUUUGCGACAAACAAUCGGGACAAUGUUAUUGCAGACCUCGAGUAACAGGGCGCAUGUGCAACAAGCCGUUGCAAGCUCAUUACUUCCCUACCUUGCAUCAAUUCCAGUACGAAGUUGAAGACGGUAGAACACCGAGCAACAAUCCGGUUCGUUACGGUUUUGCUGAGGACUUGUUCCCCGGUUAUAGUUGGAAAGGAUACGCCGUCUUCUCUCCUCUCCAAGAUAAAAUUAUACAGGAUGUGCACAUUCAGAAGUCGACGUUGUAUCGAAUGGUUCUACGGUACAUUAAUCUGAACCACAAUCCGAUUUCCGGGUUGAUCAAAAUCACUCCUGAGCACUCGCACGACACUGAGCAGGAAUUUACGGUUGUAUUUAAACCAACUUCGAAGCCGAUGUUUGUAACAGUUGCUGGAUCUUCGGGGACAGUUCCAUCACCCCUAGUAAUGGAUCCCGGUCGUUGGGACAUCAGCAUUUCAACAAAGUCGAGCUUACUUCUCGAUUACUUCGUUCUUCUACCAGCAGCCUACUACGAAGCUACUAUUCUGACUCAGGAGGUCAAGCGGCCUUGCGAAAUAGGGUACAACGGACUCUGCAGACACUUUAGCUAUCCAAGCUUGUCGACUUUCGAUACUGUCCGGGGAGACGCAGGCUAUUCAAUUCAGGAUAACCAAAGAGAACGGUUGACGGAAUAUUUCACUGACCGUGCAGCUCUCAAUGAGCUUGGUGAAAAACGUGUUGCACUAAUUAAUGAUAAACAACAGGAAAUACAUUACGACGUACGGAUAUCGAAACCUGGAAUUUACAUUCUAGUUGUAACUUACAUCACGCCAAUUUCGAACGACCAAAUAGCGACUGUCCUUGUCGAAGCGAAUGCAUCAUACAACGGAAAAGUGAUGCUUUACCCGUGCAGAUAUACCUCUGUGUGCAGACAAGUUGUAACUGACAAAUACGGAAGAGUCACUCCUCUGCAACUUCCAUCCAAUUACGUAAGCGUCAUUUUAUCUGCAGAACCGUACACGGAUAGUGCCAUUGUAUCUAUCGUCGCUAUUCCUUACGAGAACUGGUCCCUGGAUUAUAUCAAACCAAAAUCUGUCUGCGUGCGCAAAGGUGGGAAGUGUGUACAAGGAAUCUUUCCCGAAGCUUCCGACGCCAAACACAUCGAGUUCGAAGUGGGCAAUGAGAUUUUGGAAGUAGGCAGCAGGCCUCCCGGCAUUUAUGACAACUCUACAAAAUUGAUCUAUCUUAGUAACAACAACACUAUGAUAGAUAUUAAGGCCAAAGUACCUCUACCCGGGGAAUACGUAUUUGUUGUACAAUAUUUCCAACCAGAUCAUCCGGAAUUUGAAUUGGACGUGCUAGUUCAAAACGGCAAGUUUUACGAGGCCAAAAUACCUUUGCCAAAUUGCCCAAGCAACAGUGGUUGUCGUAGCAUUGUGCACCAAUCCAAUGGCGAGACGAAGUUUGAUUUGAUAGAAAACUUCAUGAUCACAUUCAAAAAGGGUGCUGGUGAUAACGCCGUCUGGCUUGACUACAUAUUGGUAAUUCCGGCUGGUCCACGCGUGCAAGAGACACUGCAGAAGAUACAAUUUGAUCAAACUAAAGAGUUUAUAAAGAAAUGUGGGACCAACCAUUUCCACAUCAACAUUACGGACGACGGCUUUUGUCGGGACUCAGUUUUCUCACUGACCGCCGAUUAUAACAACGGGGCGCAACCCUGUAACUGCGAUGUCGAAGGAACGUUGAGCUUCGAAUGCCAGGAAUUCGGUGGUCAAUGUUCUUGCCGACCAAACGUCAUCGGCAGACAGUGUGAAAUUUGUAAAACUGGCUUUUACGGAUUUCCUGAUUGCAAACCGUGCAAUUGUCCCAGCACCGCGAAUUGCGCUCCUGAAACUGGAGAGUGCAUUUGUCCACCGAACGUAAGCGGGCAACGUUGCGACGUUUGCAAGCCAAGAACUUACGGUUUCGAUCCAAUUAUAGGCUGUGAAGAUUGUAACUGCGACCCGAACGGAGUAAUUGACAACGAUUUACAGUGUAAUCUGUACAAUGGAAACUGCAACUGCAAGGUGAAUGUCAUCGGCCGCCAAUGCGACAAGUGCAGGCCUGGUUACGCCGAAUAUCCUUAUUGCAUUGAAUGCGAAUGCGAUAUCCGGGGAACGACCGCGGACAUUUGCGACCAAAAAACGGCCGAAUGUUUCUGCAAAUCAAAUGUUCAAGGGUCUGGUUGCGACGUGUGCGCAGAGGGUACUUUCGACAUCCAACUAAACAACCCGAACGGCUGUACAAAAUGUUUCUGCUUUGGCAAAACAACCCGUUGUUCAUCGGCCAGUCUUUACAAGACUUACGUAACAGACAUGAAUAACUGGAAAGCGGCGAUAAUAAAUGAAAAAAUUGGCAACGUAACGAUACUGAAAAACGUUCCGAUCAGCCAGAAUAAUUCUCAAAUUUUCAUGAGCUUGACCCAUAACGAAACUUUCGAAAACACCAUCUACUUCUCAGCGCCAGACACAUACCUCGGUAAAAGGUUGACAGCCUACGGCGGUUACCUGAAAUACUUAAUUUAUUACACCACUGGCCCAUUUGGCGAGGCUGUGGCAGGUGCAGACGUUAUUUUAUACGGGGCAAACACGUAUCUGCUAUAUUCCGGAGACGAACAGCCUCCGUCUUCAAUGGAUUUCGAAGCUUCGGUUCAGAUAGUGGAAACCAAUUUCAGAACACUGAAUGAUCUGGACGCGACGAGAGAUCAAAUAAUGGUCGUACUGGAAGACUUGCAAGGAAUUUACAUCCGUGCCAAAUAUUGGCAGCCAAGUGUCAUGAUAUGGUUGUCGUACGUAACGUUGGACGAUGCCACAGAGACCUAUUCCUCGAGCAGUAGCGUAAUAGCCAGCAGUGUGGAACAGUGUCACUGUCCUCCGAAUUACAAAGGCCUAUCUUGCGAAGAAUGUGCCACAGGAUAUUACAGAGUAUCCUCAGGACCUCACGGCGGCUACUGUGUUCCUUGCCAAUGUAACGAUCAUUCCAACACGUGCGACGUUAACACCGGUCGUUGUUACGACUGCAAGCACAGUACAACUGGAGACCAUUGCGAGUUGUGCGAAAUCGGUUACUACGGCAAUGCGACUGUUGGAACUCCGGGCGAUUGCAACAUUUGUGCCUGUCCGUUGCCAAUAGCAUCGAACAACUUUGCCAACAGUUGCCAGGUGAACGAAGAAGGUGACAAGAUCAGCUGCGAUUGUCUCGAAGGGUAUUACGGCGCCCGCUGCCAGUCAUGCUCGGCUGGUUUUUACGGUAGACCCCAAGAAGUCGGGGACUAUUGCAAACCCUGCCAGUGCUCGGGAAACAUCGAUCCGGAAGACGAGCAUUCGUGCGACUCCAUCGACGGGACAUGUCUCGCAUGUUUACACAACACUUACGGCCAGGCGUGCAAUCUUUGUGCUCCAGGCUUCUACGGCGACGCGGUACAACUCAAAGACUGCCAAAGCUGCAUAUGCGACACUUGCGGAAUGACAAGGUGCAACAACUACAACGGAAGCUGCGAGUGUCACCCGAAUGUCAUCGGAGAGAAAUGCGACCGUUGUGCCGAUAACCAUUAUGGAUUCAAGUCAUGCCAAGGGUGUCUGCCAUGCGAUUGUGGAGUUGCAUCGUACAGUAGCCAGUGUGAUGAUGACACUGGAAAGUGUCGUUGUGCGCCUGGAGUCACCGGCAGGCAAUGUGACCGCUGUACUCCCGGAUACUGGAAUUACGGACCCAGUGGAUGUGAAUCAUGUGGGUGUAACACUGAAUAUUCCAUCGGUGCAUCUUGCGAUGCCGAAACUGGGCAUUGCACGUGUCUUCCGGGAGUGAUAGGCGAUAAGUGUGAUAAAUGUCCGCACCGUUGGGUACUCAUUGAACAAGAAGGCUGCUUCCAAUGUGAUUCUUGUGCUCACGAUCUCCUCGAUGACACCGAUCGUCUUGCUGAACAAUUGGUUCCUAUUGUUCAAGAAUUCAAAACCGUUGCAGCAGGCUAUUUCACGAAUCGCCGUUUGCAAUUCAUAAACGAAACAGUCGAUCAACUGGACAAACAAGUCCAGCUGCUGAAUCCGAGCCGAGUAGAUUUCGUGCCUUUGCAAAAGGAAAUUUCGCAACUUGAUCAAGACGUACAAAAUCAACGACGCAAGGUGGAAUACAUAUCUGAAAAUAGUGAGAAAUGGGCGGAGGGCGCAAUGAAUACGUCGGUAGAGAUGAAAUUGUUGGAAAAAGAUGCAGCCAAAGAGAUAGACCGUGUAAACGUGAUUGUAGAUGAAGUGAAAAGCUUGGCACUGAACAUAGACCAGGGUACCGGGCCAAAAGUUGAUAACGCAUUGAAGGAAGCUAAAGAGAUUAUUAAAAAAAUUGAAGGCGUUUCAUUCCGCAGUUUUCGCGACAAAGCGAACGAUCAGGUAGAUCGUGCUAAUAUUUUGUUGACAGAGAUGGAACAAAAUAAUAUUCCUAUCACGAAUUUGAGUACAGUCGUCAUGGAUUUGAAUAAAAAAGUGGUAAACCUGACCAACAAAAUAGACGACAUGAUGAAUAAUACUCAGAUGACGCAAUUAAAUGCCAACGUUGCUGAGAGAUUGAACUUGGAGAAUAGAAUAGCCCAAGAAACGGGGAACUUUGACACAGCCAAGAACUCCACCAACGAAGCGCAAGAAGAUCUGAAUGCUGGAAAAGAACUGAACGAGAAUGCAACGAGAUUUUUGAACCAGGCUAUUAAUUUUAUCAACACAAUUAAAGAGGAUACCCAACGGGAUGUUCGUUCAAAAUUGAACGAAACUACGUACGGCAAUGACCAAAUUUUAGUAGAUGUUCUCGACUUGGUUAAGAAUGCGACAAAACAUGCUGAAACAUUGAACCAAUAUUCUCUCGAUUUGGAUGGCAUACUUACCGAUACCCGAAACACAAGCGCUGUGAGAGCUGCUUCUGCUUACAAGGAUAUCUCAGAAACAAUUAACGGAGCUUACGAAGCGGCCGUAGAUGCUAUCAAAGCUGCAAAUAAUGCUACGCAGCUUUCUGACGGAAUUGGAGGAAGAACAUUGACAUCUCAAAACAGAUCACAGGAAUUGUUGGAUAUGGCUAUAAACGCUCUCGAUCAAACUGAGGGAUCACUUGAGGAUGAUUUAAUUGAGACGCAAAAUGAUGUCAGCAGUAUAGAUAAUCAAAAUCGCAAUAACACUGCAGAGCUGGACCGUAUAGAGAGUGUUCUAACGGGGCUUUCACCCGAGUCUUCAUCACCGUUGGCUCAACAAUUCAUGGACAAGGCUGAUAAAGUACAAGACGUAACACAGCGCGCGAUCAAUGACAUGAAAGGAACUGUCGAAAAACUACCGGAAGAUCUCGUCGACGCGAAAAAACUUUCCAAGGAUAUGGAGGAUUCGAUACACGAUAUAUCGCAAGCGAAUAAACAACUGGAUGUUGUAGAAAGGAUCGUUCCGAACAUUACAAAUUUGAUAAAUGACCUGGGAAGUAAACAAAGUUCAAUUGAGACGACGGGAAAGAUGUUACAGCAAAAAAUUGACGACCUGAAACACAGUAUUGCAAAUGCAAGAGAAUUAGCCGAUAUGAUCAAGAUUGGUCUGACCUUCUACAGGAAUACAACGUUGGAAUUGAAGAAUCCUGAGAGUCUGCCUCUAUUGGCAACAUCGACUAAAAUAUCCGCAUAUUUCAGAACGAAUCAAACUAACGGUUUCAUGUUAUACUUAGGAAAUGAACAAAAGAGCAAACAAUCUCGUUUUAAGACGAAUGACUUUAUGGCGCUUUUAGUCGAAAACGGCUACCCUGUGCUUGUAGUCGAUCUGGGAUCGGGACCAGAAAGAAUUAUCAGUAAUAGAUAUGUCGCUGACAAUGUUUGGCGGCAAGUUAUAGUCGAACGGACCGGCACAAACAUAAAGUUAAUCAUACGUGAAGAUAUCGGCGAGGGUAAAGAUGAACUAUUUGUCAAAGAACAAGUGAUUCCCGGUCCCUAUUCCAUAUUCAACUUGGAUCAGGAUCAAUCGAAGCUUUUCGUUGGAGGAUAUCCGGCAGCAUUCCAGAUUCAAAACGCAGUUACUUCGGCUUCGUUCGAGGGUGAAAUGGAAGAGUUGGUAAUCGGUGAUACACCCGUGUCAUUCUGGAAUUUCGUUUACGGAGAAAACAACAGGGAAGGAGCUGUGGAAAGAGACAAGCUGAUAAACUUCCAACCAAGCACCGGGUACAGAUUCGACGGCAACGGCUACGCAAUCAUCAGCAUAAAGCAGUCCCAAAUAUCUAUGGACGCUCAAAAGUUCAAUAUAAAAUUGAACUUCAAAACGUUCGCUGAAAAUGGUCUGAUGUAUUUGAUGGUUAACGGAAGAAACUUCUUCUCGUUGGAAAUGAAGGAUGGACAUGUACUCUACCAAUACAAUCUUGGUCAAUCAACCGCGUUUAUAAAGACAACGAAGACGUUCAACGACGGUAACUGGCAUAAUUUGAUAGCGUUGCGACAACAGAAACAAGGUACUCUUGAAAUCGACAAUUCUGGUAAAGUAUGGGGCGAAGUUAAGGGAGCAUCAACGACCUUCGAGUCCCAAGAUCGCAUAUACUUUGGGGGUCAUCCUACUCUGCAUUCUUAUUCAUCCGUCACAACGGAAGGCUUCGAGGGUUGCAUCGACCAAGUUUACAUAUCCGAUACUCAAGUCGAUCUUAGCAGUAGCACCCAAGCGUUUGGAGUUACGUCCGGAUGUCCCGUCAGGUUCGCGAGACUUGUCUCAUUCGAAGAAGGCAAUCCUGGAUACGUUAAAUGGGAAAAUGCGUCGGCACCAAAUUCUCUGAAAGUAAAUCUCAAGUUUAAAACUUCGGCGAAAUCGGGACUCAUAUAUUACGCCACGAAUGAUGACCAGUCGGCGGUAAGUAUGAUGUCCUUGAUGAAUGGCCGACUCUUUGUAAGGAGCCAAGGUGAAGAGCUCAGCACAAGCAAGGAUGGCAUUAAAUUCAAUGACAAUGAGUGGCACGUCGUAACGGCUACUCAUGACGAAAAAAGUCUCAGACUAGACAUUGAUGACAUCGAAAACUACAUCACAGAGAUACCACCACCUCCUUUGCACAUUCUAUACGGUAGCUUGUACAUCGGAGGAUUACCGCCUGAUUACAACGUCCAGAAACAGGGAAAUCUAUCGACUGUACCAUUCGUGGGUUGCAUCGAAGACGCGACGUUGAAUGGCAUCAUUAUCAACUUUGCCAACAGCACGGAUCGGCCUGGUGCAUUCCUCGGCAAAUGCAAAGGUGGCGAUCAACCAUCACGGCCACCGGCUGUCCAGACACAACGACCAGACGAAACAUGGACACCGGAACCAGUACCAGAUAUUCCCACACCUCCGAAACGUACAGAUGUAAACAUUCCAUUCGAAGAGAAUGACGGACUCAAUAAUAUCGAAGGUCGUCUUACAGUCGGACCCGUAACUUCGACUACACCAACCCCAGUAGUAGUUACUUCAGAACCAUUGAAGCCCGUUAUGACCCCGGCACCACGGACAGCUAAUGAAUGCCACCUGCCACAAUAUCCUGCCAACGAUUCUGAUGUAAAUAAUGGAUGGCGAUUUGGUACCAAGAAAAACAGCAGAUUCGAAUACAAUUCUCUUGGUGGCAGAUACAUGAACGAUUAUGAUAUACAAAUUGAUUUCAAAACAAUGGAGAACGAUGGUAUAAUAUUCUACAGCGCUGUCCUUGGUAAGCAGGACCUUAUUGCUGUAUACCUCAAGGAAGGCAAGGUUCAUUACAAAUUCGAUUGUGGCAGUGGACCUGCUUUGUUGAUUGGGGCGACAAAGACAAACAACAAUCAAUGGCACACGAUCGUAUUCAAGAGAAAGGGUAAUACUGGAGAGUUGGCUAUUGACGAUGAGCAAAUAAUACGUCAGAAUUCUGCGGGAGAUGCUACAAUGAUGGAUGUCAUUCCACCAUUUUACGUUGGAGGCUUCCGAUCCGAGUUAUCGGAUAACGUAUUCAGAUCCACGGGAAUUAAUUCCACGUUUAGUGGCUGUUUGAAGAGUUUCAUGAUGAAUGGAAACCUAGUAGGUGACCCAACUACGUCGAUUGGAGUUAUUCCAUGCUCCAAGUCGGUCGAACCUGGUCUAUUCUUCUAUCCAGGAAAUGGAUCAAAUUACUACAAGGACACGGAUAAACAUCAGUUCGGCGGCACAAUCGAUAUACAAAUGAAUAUCAAACCACGCACAAUUUCUGGGCAUUUAUUGUCAACUCACGGUAAACGUGAUUACUUAGUAUUGGAAAUGGACAAUGGUACCGUGAGAUUCCUCGUUAAAACACAAAAAGGAAUCAUCGAGACGUCGUUCCAACUGCCAAAUCGCAACUCGUUAUGUGAUGGAAAUUGGCACAGCAUUCGUGCUACGAGACAAAAGAAUGCAGUGCUUCUAUCGGUAGAUAACAAAUCCGCACCGCCUGGUACUGGUUCUAGAAACAUAUAUGGUGUUCAAUCGAAACAACCAAUAUUCAUUGGUGGCCAUCUAAGGUUAUCCAGAGCUCGAGGUUCGAAAAGUCGUCAGCAAUAUGUGGGGUGCAUCAACAAUGUUAUAAUCAAUAGCGUACCUCUCACCUUGAACCCAUUACGUGCCAAUGGUAAAGUAAUUACAGGGAUAUGUCCAACUAUUUAAGGCGUUAUACACGGCCAAGUAAAAUAGAGUAACACGCUAUGCUGGGUACCAAAAAUUAAAUUACAUUCGGGUAAUGAUGUAAGAAAUUGUUUGAGUAUAUAAUUAUGCUUUUUUUAAAGCAACGUCAUUACGAGUAUCAACAAUUUUUACCAAGUCAAUGCACCAGUUAUCCAAUUCUAUGAUUUUAAAACAACCAGAACGAUAAUUCUCAGUCUUAGAUUUGUUGAAACAGCCUUUGAGAGCAUUUAACAGUCGUAUACAUGUGUGUUGUAUUCAACAAGCGACAUCAAGUUCAUUAUUCGGCUUUCAUUGUAACGCCAUUAAAAUUCCAGCUGUAAUGGCUAGUGAAUUUUACUUGUAUGUUUUAAAAUGUUUUUUGUCUUUUAUUAUGUUGUUCAUAAUAAUAUAUCUGUGAAAUAAACAAACCGAAAGAUAUUUUUAAAUAACACAUAUAUCGUGUACAGUUUUUACUGUAUCAAACUCAAUAUUACAAAAGUUUGAGUAGGUGAAGUUACAUAAAAACGGUAUCAGUGAUUAGUUGUAGUCUUGAUGGGUUAUUUUCCCAAAAACAAACAUUCGACGUCUUUGUUCUUUUCUAGAUUAUAUAAUUUGGAAGUAUGUUAUUUUUUUAUAAUGGUAAAAAUACAUUUGACGCGUCGAGCAAUAUAUUAUGAAUCAUUUUACAGUGCA
This is a messenger RNA of Neodiprion fabricii, 11952 nucleotides long. RefSeq names its product laminin subunit alpha (gene LanA). Gene Ontology annotation, molecular function: signaling receptor binding. NCBI's taxonomy places the organism in Eukaryota, Metazoa, Arthropoda, Insecta, Hymenoptera, Diprionidae. Gene Ontology annotation, cellular component: basement membrane. The record is from RefSeq and is a predicted model, not a curated record. The transcript is spliced from 22 exons. Gene Ontology annotation, biological process: regulation of embryonic development; cell adhesion; regulation of cell adhesion. The coding region runs from base 256 to 11262 and encodes 3668 amino acids.